Molecule: messenger RNA, 2225 nt
Organism: Acanthochromis polyacanthus (spiny chromis)
Lineage: Eukaryota; Metazoa; Chordata; Actinopteri; Pomacentridae
Gene: wipi1
Product: WD repeat domain, phosphoinositide interacting 1
Exons: 13
Coding region: 263-1591 (442 amino acids)
Biological process (GO): protein localization to phagophore assembly site; autophagy of mitochondrion; protein lipidation
Cellular component (GO): phagophore assembly site membrane; cytosol; extrinsic component of membrane
Molecular function (GO): phosphatidylinositol-3-phosphate binding; protein binding; phosphatidylinositol-3,5-bisphosphate binding
Source: RefSeq, a predicted model, not a curated record
GCGGAGCUGUGAUGUAGGCCGUCAGCUGUUCUUGUUUUGCUUCUUUUCCUCUUCUCCGAAUCUGGAUCUCUGAAGCGUGAAGGAACUCAACUCACUCCGAAUCCGAGCUCACUUCCAGGGAGGCCGCAGGUUCCGGUUCGGACGGUUCGGAGCUUUUCUCCGCGGUGGAUCCGUCUUCCGCCGACAUCGAGCGACGAGGUGCUGCCGAUCCCAGGCCUCCAGUCCAGGGCGGAGGGAGGGAAGGAGGCCGCCGGGAUCCGGGAUGGAGAGCACCGAAGCUGGAGGGUCUGGACCCGACCGAACCGAGCUCCGGUUCGGCUGCGCCUCCUUCAACCAAGACUCCACGUCUCUGGCUUUGGGAACCAGAACCGGCUAUAAGCUGUUUUCUCUGACCAUGGUGGAGAAACUGGACUGCAUCCAUGAGAGUGCAGAGACUCCAGAUGUCUACAUCGUGGAGCGUCUGUUCUCCAGCAGUCUGGUUGUCGUGGUGAGCAGCGCCAUGCCAGAGCGCAUGAACAUCUACCACUUCAAGAAGGGCACGGAGAUCUGCAAUUACAGCUACCCCGACAACAUCCUGGCCAUCAAGCUCAACCGACAGAGACUAGUGGUGUGCCUUGAAGACUCCAUCUACAUCCACAACAUCAAAGACAUGAAGCUGCUGAAGACUCUACUCAACACUCCAUCCAACCCCUCAGGUCUCUGUGCUCUUUCCAUCACUCAUUCCAGCUCCUACCUGGCGUAUCCGGGCAGCUCCAGCACCGGGGAGGUGGUCGUGUACGAUACCAUCAGUCUGAACACUGUCACUGUGAUUCCUGCUCAUGAUAGUCCUCUAGCAGCCCUCACCUUCAACGCCUCGGCCACCAGACUCGCCAGCGCCUCAGAGAGGGGCACUGUCAUCCGAGUCUUCUCUGUUCCUGAAGGACUACGUCUGUUUGAAUUCCGCCGCGGCAUGAAGAGGUACGUCAGCAUCAGCUCUCUGUGCUUCAGUCCUGAUGGUCUUUAUCUGGUCUCCUCCAGCAACACAGAGACCAUCCACAUCUUUAAACUGGAACCGCUGGGACCAAGUGCUGAGGAUGAAGCUGCCUCCUGGACGGCCUACGUGGGGAAGAUGUUCUCAGCAGCCUCCACCUAUCUACCUGCCCAGGUGUCUGGGAUGAUGAGUCAGGACCGGGCCUUCGCCACCGUUCACCUGCUGUCAGCUGCUCAGAGGAACGUCUGCACUCUGGCUGUGAUCCAGAAGCUUCCCCGGCUGCUGGUGGCUACAGCUGAAGGCCAGCUGUUCAUCUACAACGUGGAUCCUCUUCAGGGAGGCGAGUGCAUGCUGGCCUUCAAACACAGGCUAUUUGGAGCUGAUGAUGAGCAGAACGAAGGAGAACCUGAAGGGUUGGAGGUCCCAGCUCAGUCCGGUCCAUCCUAUGCUGAAACUGCUGCUUUACCUCCGUCUGCUCCGGUUACUGCAACCCUCACCGGUUACUCUGAAGAUGGUGGAGCUAAGAAGGGAGAAGUCAUUCCAGAACACGAGUUUGCUGCUGGACCUGUUUGUCUGGAUGAUGAGAACGAGUUUCCUCCUGUGAGCAUCCAGAGGAGCUAAAUGUCAGAUUAAUUGGAGUCGGAAUGGGACCAGAGGCAGCCAGGUGAGGCGCUCCUGAGCAAGUAGAAGAACCGAAGGACAUACAACAUUUCAGGGUGCCAAGAUCCUUUACAGUAGAGACGACCAAUAACUUCCGUUAGCAUUAAGCUAGAGAACAGCAGUAUAUUCCAGAAGACCUGCACAGGUACGCUGGGAUUCUGCCACAGUAGGAGCUUCCUCUCAGCUUUUCCCUGAGUUUCAAAAUAUCUGCUGGAAAGAAAUUCAGACAAUUCUGCUGCUCGUAAAGAACCAGCGAGUUUCAGGAGUGUUUUCUGAUCGUAUUCAUUGCAUGCUGGAGCAGAAAUAUAACCACAGUUACAUCAGUACUUGACUAAUAUUUUAUUAAGUUGCAUCAUUGUAACAACAUUUUUUAUUUCUCAUUAAUAAUAUUUUACAUUCUGAAUUGCGAUUUACUGCAUUGACAUGUAUUCAAUGUUUCGGUGUGGCCUCCUGGAGAUGUUCCAGGAUGGAGAUGUACUGUACGUCUGUAUGUGCCUGUAGCAUUUGUAAAGAAAAAAAAUAGCAAAAGUAUUUUGCUAAAUGCACAAGACCAAAAUAAGAAAGAAAUAAACUCAUAGACUGGAGUAUAAAUGAA